AAACAGAGGAGGCUGGAGAGGUAGUCCUGCCGUUAGGAACACUUAAUUUGUAAGAGGACCCAUGUUCAAUUCCUAGCAUCCACAUAGGGUAUCUUGCUGCUGCCUGUAACUCCAGCUCCAGGGGAUCAUAAGGCCUCUAUGGGCACCUGCAAUUCUCACACACACACACACCACGCGCUUCAUAGUCACUCACUAAAUGCACAUGAGAUCACAGUAUUUAGUGAAACAUACGAACUUGCCAACCAUGUAGAGAAGUGUAACUUUGCAAAUUAUGGAUAAGAGGAAAACCUAUUUAGGUAGGUAUUUGUAGGUAUAACUCUCAAACUAGUGGUGGUUCACCGGGAAGCAAGUUUAGUCCCACAGGAGCCACCGUCCGGCCCACAUCUCGUUGCACUAACUUCUGGGAGUUGUAGUCCUUCAUUUCUGGUGUAGACAUGGCGGCCUCCAUGGCAGAAAGUUGUAGGGCGUCCCUGUACCUGGCCCGGAGCGUCCGAAUGGCCAGGCCACGUCUUGCUGCUCUCGCGUUGGAUGCCUGCCGUGUCCGUCCGGGCCCAAGCCGAUUUCAGAGCACCGGGCCUUCCGAUCCCGGUGUGUUCAAGCCACCGCCGAAACCUGUCAUCGUGGACCAGCGCCGAGCCCCAGACGACGAGAGAAGGUUCCUGAGUCCUGAAUUCAUCCCUCCAAGGGGGAGAACAAACCCUCUGAAAUUUAAGAUAGAAAGAAAAGAUAUGCUAGACAGGAGAAAGGUGCUUCACAUUCCAGAGUUCUAUGUUGGAAGUAUACUUCGUGUCACCACAACCGACCCCUAUGCCAGUGGAAAAACCAGCCAGUUCCUGGGGAUUUGCAUCAAGCGAUCAGGAAAUGGGCUCGGGGCUACUUUCAUCCUCAGGAACACCAUUGAAGGGCAAGGUGUGGAGAUUUGUUUUGAACUGUAUAAUCCUCGAAUCCACGAGAUCCAAGUGGUGAAAUUAGAGAAGCGGCUGGAUGACAACCUGCUGUACUUACGGGAUGCCCUCCCUGAGUACAGUACCUUUGAUGUGAAUAUGAAGCCAGUCCAACAUGAGUCCUGCCAGGAAGUGCCUGUUAACAAGCUGAAAGUUCAAAUGAAGCCAAAGCCGUGGUCCAAACGCUGGGAACGUCCGAACUUCAACAUUAAGGGAAUCAGAUUUGAUCUUGCUUUAACUGAAGAGCAAAUGAAAGAAGCCCAGAAGUGGAGCAAGCCAUGGCUUGAGUUUGAUAUGAUGAGAGAAUAUGACACUUCAAAAAUUGAAGCUGCACUGUGGGAAGAAAUAGAAGCAUCAAAGAAAUCCUGAUCCUGGGACUGGUGAACGGCUCAGCAGUGGCUGCAGAGGCUGGAAGAGGCCAUGGGAGACCCUGGAGUUGGAGUUACAGUUAGUCGUGAGCUGUCCAACCUAAGCAGAGAAUCAAACUCCAGUCCUCUGGGAGAUCACUGGACACUAAGCCACCAAGCAAUCUCUUCAGCUCCAUGUUAUUUGUUUGUUUGAAUUAAGCAACUAAACAGUCUAAAUGAAAAAUGAAUCAAGGCACUCCAAGAACUACAAAUGCAUCCACACUCAGCCAACAAUGGGUUUCUGCAACUGAGCUUUGUAGAUAUGAUUGCCUUUGCAUAGUUUGCUUAUAAUCUCAUUGCUGGUAAGCGAUUACUACUCAUGUGCUAGUCAGUCAUGGGAUAUCAACAUGCCGAUACUGGCUGGUUUUGUGUGUCAACUUAACACAAACUAGAGUCAACAGAGGGGAAUGAACCUUAGUUGAAGAAAUGCCUCCACAAGAUCCAGCUGUAAGGCAUUUUAUCAAUUAGUGAUCAAUGGAGGAGGACCCAGCUCAUUGUGGGUGUUGCCAUCCCUGGGCUGGUGGUCUUGGCUUAUUUAUAAGUAAGUAGGCUGAGCAGGCCAGUACACAGUACUCCUCCAUGGCCUCUGCAUCAGCUCUUGCCUCCAGGUUCCUGGCCUGUUUGAAUUCCUGUUCUGACUUUUUUUGAUGAUGAACAGAAAUAUGAAAGCUUAAGCUAAAUAAACCCUUUUCUGCCUAAGUUACGUUUUAGUCAUGAUAUUUUGUUGAAGCAAUAGAAACCCUAACUAAGACAGUGCCUACUGAGCUUAAAAAACAAAGAAACUUUCUUACAUAAGGAUAUGAAAUGACUUCAACUAUGUACCAAGUGAAAAUGACUCAGAUAAAUCAGGAAGCUCAAAGUUCUGUCCCAUGCCCCCCAAUUUCCAUUCUGGGAGUAUCAUUGGGUGGCUAUAGUUCAAGGACAGCCUGAGCUACAUCAGGCUGUGUCUUACCCUACCCUACUCCCCACAAAAGAAAAGCUAUUUCAAACAGUAUAAACAUGGAGAGCUCUUACCUCUUUGGGUAUAGAGGAAUAAAAACAUCAUCUUCUAUUGACUUCUUCAUUCUUGCAACAAUAGACUUAAGUAAAUCCUAUUAAAAAUUUGAAAAGCAUCAGCAAGCCAUAAUUGGAAAUAUAAUAACUAAAUCAAGUAAUCUUAAUAGUGCAAAUUAGUCUGCAGUUAGAGCCAGAUGUUACAAUACUGUAAGAAACUUAGGAGAUGCAUGUGGUUGUCACUAAAUCACUCACUGCUAUACUGCAGUUUGUUGCAUGACUACUACUCAUUAGACAUUUGAUGGUUUCCAAUUAGGGGGUACACUGUGCUUAAUGAUGCUAUAAAAUACCUUGCAGAAGUCUCAGUGUGUGUAAGAACAGCUAAUGUGCAUACACAAUGAAAUGGAAUUGCUGGAAUGCAGCUCAUGACCUUGUAUUCAACUUGUACAGAAUGAUAAACUAAGAUGGUAGUAUCUGAUACCAGAAACCCAAUGGCUGGGAGAUCAUAGAUCUAGGGGUAAUCUCCCCACUAUAGUUUAGCUAACUGACAUGGCAUCAAACUACAGCCUAGAUGUUUACCCAUAGACACAUGCUAGCCCUAAACAGGACAUUUCUACCACCCUCUUUAAGAAACACCGUGGAAGAGAGAAUGGAGAAGAAAUAUGAAAUACUAUCUUCAGGCCAUGGCACAGCUAUUGGAAACAAGAGAACUGAGCAGCAGAGGCUGCCUACACACAAGGCUCAGCCUGUCAAUAGCCAGUCAUGGAUUGGAGAGGCCACAGGGCCCUAGUCCUGCUUGAUGAACUACUGGCAACUGAUGGAUUCCAGGGAAAGGACAAUUACUGGAGUCCAUGAGGCUACAAUAGAUAGUUCUAAAUCCAUGGGCAUGCAUAGUCCUGGUUAGAAUCAGAUGGUCACAAAACAAAGCAAAACAAAAUAAAACAAAAAACAUAGAAAGGACCUAUAGAGGUAAGGGGGAGGGGGGGUGAGAGUAAGCAAUGUACUGCAUACACAUGAAAUGGUCAAAGGAUGAACUUAAUCAAUAAAGAGUAAAACAAAAACAAAGCAAAGCAACAAUAAAACCCAA
Messenger RNA from Mastomys coucha (southern multimammate mouse), 3431 nucleotides. It is a transcript of the gene Mrpl19, whose product is annotated as mitochondrial ribosomal protein L19. Gene Ontology annotation, molecular function: structural constituent of ribosome. Gene Ontology annotation, biological process: translation. NCBI's taxonomy places the organism in Eukaryota, Metazoa, Chordata, Mammalia, Rodentia, Muridae. The record is from RefSeq and is a predicted model, not a curated record. Bases 435 to 1313 code for a protein of 292 amino acids. Gene Ontology annotation, cellular component: ribosome; mitochondrial large ribosomal subunit. The transcript is spliced from 6 exons.